This is a messenger RNA of Osmerus eperlanus (European smelt), 4472 nucleotides long. It is a transcript of the gene prkaa2, whose product is annotated as protein kinase, AMP-activated, alpha 2 catalytic subunit. Gene Ontology annotation, molecular function: protein serine/threonine kinase activity; ATP binding. NCBI's taxonomy places the organism in Eukaryota, Metazoa, Chordata, Actinopteri, Osmeriformes, Osmeridae. Gene Ontology annotation, biological process: intracellular signal transduction; protein phosphorylation. Gene Ontology annotation, cellular component: cytoplasm. The record is from RefSeq and is a predicted model, not a curated record.
GCUCGUGCCACGCCUCCCAGUCCCCGGGCGCCCCACGUACAGGCAACACCGCGGAGCUCGAGUCCAGCCUGUUGUUAACCGUGAAGAUGGCAGAGAAGCAACAGAAACACGAAGGCAGGGUGAAGAUUGGACAUUAUAUACUCGGCGAUACGCUUGGAGUCGGAACGUUUGGAAAAGUGAAGAUUGGAGAGCACCAGCUCACAGGCCACAAGGUCGCCGUGAAGAUCCUGAACAGGCAGAAGAUCCGCAGUCUGGAUGUGGUGGGAAAGAUCAAACGCGAGAUCCAGAACCUCAAACUCUUCAGACAUCCACACAUCAUCAAGCUGUACCAGGUGAUCAGCACGCCCACAGAUUUCUUCAUGGUGAUGGAGUAUGUUUCAGGAGGAGAGCUGUUUGACUACAUCUGCAAACAUGGACGGGUGGAGGACACGGAGGCACGUCGCCUGUUCCAGCAGAUCAUCUCAGCGGUGGACUACUGUCACAGACACAUGGUGGUGCACCGAGACCUGAAGCCAGAGAACGUGCUGCUGGACGCCAGCAAGAACGCCAAGAUCGCUGACUUCGGGCUGUCAAACAUGAUGUCAGACGGGGAGUUUCUGAGGACCAGCUGUGGGUCUCCAAACUACGCUGCUCCCGAGGUCAUCUCAGGAAGGCUGUACGCAGGCCCCGAGGUGGACAUCUGGUCCUGCGGGGUGAUCCUCUACGCCCUGCUGUGCGGCACGCUGCCCUUCGACGACGAGCACGUCCCCACGCUGUUCAAGAAGAUCCGCGGGGGCGUGUUCUACAUCCCUGAGUAUCUGACGCGCUCCGUGGCCUCACUGCUCAUGCUCAUGAUGCAGGUGGAUCCUCUGAAGAGAGCCUCCAUCAAGGACAUCAGGGAGCACGAGUGGUUCAAGCAGGACCUGCCGGGGUACCUGUUCCCCGAGGACCCGUCGUACGACUCCAGCGAGCUGGACGAGGAGGCCGUGAGGGAGGUGUGUGACAAGUUUGAGAGCUCCGAGUCUGAGGUCAUGUCCAGCCUGUACAGUGGAGACCCCCAGGACCAGCUAGCGGUAGCCUACCACCUGAUCAUCGACAACCGGCGCAUCAUGACCCAGGCCAGUGAGUUCUACCUGGCCUCCAGCCCCCCGCAGGGCUCCUUCAUGGAGGAGGGCAUGGCCCUGCCCCCAGGGGUCAAGCCCCACCCAGAGAGGAUGCCCCCCCUGCUGGUCGACAGCCCCAAGUCCCGCUGCCCCCUGGACGCCCUGAACACCACCAAGGCCAAGCAACUGACUGUGAAGAAGGCCAAGUGGCACCUGGGUAUCCGCAGUCAGAGCAGGCCCUACGACAUCAUGGCCGAGGUGUACCGUGCCAUGAGGCAGCUCAGCUACGACUGGAAGGUGGUGAACCCGUACCACCUGCGUGUGAGGAGGAAGAAUCCGGUGACGGGGAACCUGAUGAAGAUGAGUCUGCAGCUGUACCAGGUGGACAGCAGGUCCUACCUCCUCGACUUCAAAAGCGUCGACGAUGACAUCAUGGAGGCGGUGGGAUUCAAGUCGGGCUCGUCCACCCCCCAGCGGUCCGGCUCUACGGCGGGCCUCCACAGACCCAGGCUCAGCAUGGACUCGGCCAGCCCGGCCGUGGACCUGCCCCAGCUCAGCUCCUCCCUGCCUGGGUCGCUCUCCUGCAGCGCCCCCCUGCUGGCCCCGCGCCAGGGCUCCCACACCAUGGACUUCUUUGAGAUGUGUGCCAGUCUGAUCACCACGCUGGCGCGCUGAGGGGAUACCUCACCCCACUCCCUCCCUCUCUCCCUCCCCCUUUCCCCUCUUGGUCUCCCCUCAUCACCCCUCACCGCCCGGCCCAGACCCAGCAGCUGGAGCUGGCUGCCCUCUCUACAUUCAGACACACGUUCCUCAAACGGUUCCUCCCCUCAUUUUCCCGUCUCCUGUUCUUCACGGUUGAUUCCAGCUGUGUGGGCCCCUGGUGGCAGCUGAUAGUGAUCACGUAGCUUAGGCCUGUUCAUGCUCAGGUGUCCGGUAGAGAGGGGUAGGAGGAGAGGUCACCGAGACAAAGAUUUGACCCUGUGUUGAAACUGGUCACGGUCAGCUGUGGAUGGACUGGGGUCAGAGGUCAGGGGUUAACCUGGAUGGUGGAGGGUCGCUUGAGGUCAAGUUCACUGGAUGUUCACCCCGCUAAACCCUCCAAUCACCAGUUAGCUGCUGAGAUGGUGUUGGGGGGGGGGGCGAUAGAUAAGUGUCUUACAUACUAAUUCAGCUAGGAUCAUAUUUUGAACACAAAUGAUUUGAUUUUCGUUUUUUUUUUCCUAUGGUUUUGUAAUAACACAGAUUUUUGUUAUCCAUGGACGAUAUAUUUAUAUUUAUGUAUCACUUUUAAGUAGUUUAAUAGCUUUUGAUUGCAAUGGCUUACCAAAAACAAGAGUUUAUACAAAGAAAGGAUCAUUAUUAUUAUCAUGUAGGUAUCAGAUGUAUUUAUUUUCUUGAGAUUGUUCACUGCUUUUACGCUGAAGGGGGUUCUUCUUCCUGGUUUUGGAACAAGAUGGCAGGGACGACGCCAGUGAUUGGUCGGUGUCUGUUGUUGUCGCUGUGGGGAGUAGUUAGUCCCUGAGGCAAACACUGCAGAUACGCAGCGCCUCCCUCGCAUGCAGUCUUCCCCUCACGUCGUUAUGUGAGGUUAGGCACCCGUGCGGCAUGCAUGGCCCACAACCCUCAUUUAGAAGCACCUGUUUGGUCAACAUCGUUCAGACAGGCAAAGCGAGCCAGACACACCUACUGUACCGGGUGGGUGGGGGGGAGCUGGUUUAACGGGGUGACGUAGAGGGGGUGAAAUGGAGGGUUAAGGUUAGAGUGAUGUGGGCGGAGGUGAUGUGUAUCUGUGGCAGGGCCUCUACACAACAGAAAACCGCGAAGCCCUUCUCCAGUUGCCUUACAAAUGCAAACACGUUUGUUACUGUGUGAGUGUGUACACACCUGUGUGUGGAUGUGUGUGUGUGUGUGUGUGCACACGGAGUAAAGAAAGUGUAAAGUUGUCUGGGUCCUGAGCCUGUCUGUCUGUAUGUCUACCUGCCAGCCUGACAGACAGGCUGGACAAAAGCAGGGAUUGGAUAGAAGAAUACACUCUAAUGUAUGUGCCAAUGAGAUCUGUGAUCGUCAGUGACCGUGAGAGAGGAGGACGGCAGAGAGAGAGAAAGAGGGGAGGAUGUGACAAGAAGAUGGCUUAAGUCAUCAUCAUCACCUCAGUUCUGUAACAGAGCUUCUGCCAAAGCUCUCUCUCCAAAGUUUACAUUGUACCUCUUCCAGGUCUCUCUUUCUGUCUGUCUCUCUCACUCUGUCUCUUUCUUUCUCUCUCUCUCUCUGUCUGUGUCUGGUGUUUUCUCUGUGUCUGUAUUGACUGUCUGAGGCAUGAAUCUGUGUUCUGUUCACUGGUGUUUGUCCGUUCUGUAUUCCUGUUCUCCCACAACAAGCUGAGGUUCUAGCGGGUUCUUCAGGACCGAAUGUAGAACCGGUCCUGCUGCCUUGGGGUUCCCCUGGGGGUAUCCACUACUGGGGAGAUGGGAAGGUUCUAGAAGACUUGACACACCACUGAAGCCAAGAGCCUAGACAGAAAGAGUAUCACAUUACAGAGCCACAUGUCCUCGCUUCUCUCUCUAUAUAUAUUUAAUAUUAUUGUGUGUCACUGGUAGAUAUCAGCAUGACGGAUACAAUGAAAAUACUUUUAUUUCUGAAAUAUUCUAGCAUCUGGUUAAUUCACUAAAAGCUCAACUCUGGCUGUGGCUCGUGUUAAAGGCCUUUAUGACCUGUGUUCUGGUCAAACACACUCAAGGCUCCAACUUCUGUAUGCAAUACAGACCUGCCAUUGGGCCACAGUGAAACUGUGCCCCCUGCUGCUCAGCUCACGCCAUUACACUCAUCAACACUACAGGCCAGUUGACCUUUCACCCCUGAGAAGGACAAUAGUCUCACAGUGUUCCAUACUCCAGAAAGGGCUAGCAAGCUAGCUAGCUAGCUACAGGAUGUUUUGGUUGAAAGUUGAGUAUUUACCUGGAGUUUGGGGCAUGGCGAGGCUAUCUUCUAGAAACAGCCAUUGUCGUUAUGUCUGUGUGUGUCAGUGUGUUUGUGUGUGUCAGCAGCAUGCUAGACCCCAUGCUCUCACCAGUCCCGAGGUAGUGAAAUAACCACCAUGUGGCACAUUGUCAGAGCUGCGAUUCUGCGUGGAACCAAUGUCAACGUUCUCCCCAUCGUUCUCUCCAUCGCUGCGGUUCCAUGGCAGGUUCUACGGCAGGUUCCUCAUGCCCCGUGUCAAGCAUGGAGACCCUGUUAUUUGUAACUGUGUGUGUUUUAUAUCUCUCCCAAUGCCUCCGUGUCUGAAUGGAGUUUGGAUUUUCUCUCGUUAUGCACUGCAUGGUGUUGCUCUUCUGAUUUGCACUUUACUGAAUAUUUAUUGUCAAACUGAAUAAACAAAUAUAUAUAUAUAUA